This is a messenger RNA of Thalassophryne amazonica, 2689 nucleotides long. RefSeq names its product histidine ammonia-lyase (gene hal). The coding region runs from base 42 to 2012 and encodes 656 amino acids. Gene Ontology annotation, biological process: L-histidine catabolic process. Gene Ontology annotation, molecular function: histidine ammonia-lyase activity. Lineage: Eukaryota; Metazoa; Chordata; Actinopteri; Batrachoidiformes; Batrachoididae. The transcript has 20 exons. The record is from RefSeq and is a predicted model, not a curated record. Gene Ontology annotation, cellular component: cytoplasm.
AACGAGUAACACAGAGGAGCGCAGAGUCCCACUGAAACUUGAUGCCUCGUUUUACUGUCCACAUCCGAGAUGAGUGGCUGGCAGUGCCGUGCCGGGAGGCCACUAACACCAUCAGGUGGCUCGGACACGAAGCACUCAAACGUUAUACGAAGAACAAACCAGACAAUGGUGGCAUCACUUCUGUGAAGGACACUCGUUUUGUUGUGCGCAGGUGCCAGGGUUUGGGCUUGUUGGACGCAGAUGACACCAUCGAGGAUGUGCUGGAGGAUAAUGACUUUGUUGAACUCGCUAUUGAAGGGGAUACAGUGUCUACUGAUUUUAUUCCAUGUGAGCCUGGAGUUUCUCACCUUACAGCCGCAUACAAAGAACCCAAAGAGGUAAUACAUUACUUGGAUGGUUACAGCUUAACAUGCACAGAUCUGGUCAAUUUAGGCAGGGGACUCUACAAGAUAAAGCUGACUUCAGAGGCAGAACAAAGAGUUGUGCAAUCCCGAGAACUCUUGGACACCAUUGUCAAUGACAACAAAGUUGUUUAUGGAAUCACAACAGGAUUUGGCAAAUUUGCCCGAACCGUUAUUCCUGUCAGCAAGUUAAAGGAACUGCAGGAGAAUCUGGUGCGCUCACAUUCUGCAGGUGUGGGGAACCCACUAAGCCCAGAGAGGACCCGUAUGCUGCUGGCUCUGAGGAUCAAUGUUCUGGCCAAAGGGUACAGUGGAGUUUCAAUGGAAACCCUUCAUGCUAUGGUCCAAGCAUUCAACUGUUCUUGCCUGUCGUUUGUCCCAGAGAAGGGAACAGUGGGUGCAUCUGGAGACCUGGCACCUCUGUCUCACCUCACCCUGGGGCUGAUGGGAGAGGGUAAAAUGUGGUCUCCCCAAAGUGGAUGGGCAGAUGCCAGAUAUGUCCUCGAAGCACAUGGACUAAAGCCUGUAUCACUGAAGCCCAAAGAGGGCCUUGCUCUGAUUAAUGGGACCCAGAUGAUUACUUCUCUGGGGGCAGAGGCUGUGGAGCGAGCUCAGGCGAUUGCCCAGCAAGCAGACAUCAUUGCAGCUCUCACUCUGGAGGUUUUGAAGGGAACCACGAAGGCCUUUGACAGUGACAUCCACACACUGCGGCCCCACCCAGGACAGAUAGCGGUUGCCCAGCGCUUCCGCUCACUACUGGACUCUGACCAUCACCCUUCCCAGAUUGCAGAGAGUCACCGAUUCUGUGACAGAGUUCAGGAUGCCUACACAAUGCGGUGCUGUCCUCAGGUGCAUGGAAUUGCCAAUGACACUAUCGCCUUUGUCCAGAACAUCAUCAAUACAGAAAUCAACAGUGCAACUGACAACCCUAUGGUAUUUGCUGAGAGGGGAGAAACCAUUUCAGGUGGCAAUUUCCAUGGAGAAUAUCCAUCUAAGGCUCUGGACUUCUUGGCUAUUGCUGUUCAUGAGUUGGCGUCCAUCAGUGAGAGGAGGAUUGAGAGGUUGUGUAAUCCUUCUUUGAGUGAGCUGCCUGCCUUCCUCGUCACUGAGGGUGGACUUAACUCUGGGUUCAUGAUCGCUCACUGCACCGCCGCUGCUUUGGUUUCAGAGAAUAAAGGUUUAUGCCACCCAUCUUCUGUGGACUCCUUGUCCACCAGUGCUGCCACAGAGGACCAUGUGUCAAUGGGAGGUUGGGCUGCUAGGAAGGCUCUGAGGGUCGUGGAGCAUGUGGAGCAAGUUCUUGCUAUAGAGUUGUUGGCAGCCUGUCAGGGUAUCGAGUUUCUACGACCACUUCAAACCACCACACCUCUGGAAAAGGUCUAUGAACUUGUGCGCAGUGUGGUUAAGCCAUGGAUUAAAGACAGAUUCAUGUCUCCAGACAUUGAGGCUGUUCAUCGUCUCCUACUUGACCAAAAGGUGUGGAAUGUGGCGAAACCUUACAUUGACAAGUAUCAGUCAGAGUACAUCCCUGAAUCCCGUCCCGUCUCCCCUACUGCCUUCUCUUUGGAGGGUCCAACAUCGCCAAAAAAACGUGUUCGUCACGACGAGUGAAUGCAUUCUCCCCAACGUUUGUGUCAAGAUGACAAAAAUAAAUGUUCUCAGAAAAUAUGUAAUAUAAUAUAAUUCAUAGCUUUAUAGACCAAAUGUAUGCAUUGAUUUGUUUUCUGCAAAGUUUAAAUGGUUUAGAACGUGCUUGAUUGGGGAUGUAGGGAUACAGUGAAGAAUUGGAUAUAGUAUAACUGUUGCUGUGUUCACAAUUGAUUAUUUGUUUGAUGUAUAUGUUUUAUAUGCUCUGGAGUAAACCUGUACAGGACAGCUAUAUUUAUGUAAACUUUUGUUGUCCCUUUAAAAUGUGUCAGAGUUGUUUUAUUCCUCAUGACUACCUCAGCCAUUGUACAAUUUUCAUACCUAAUCUUUCUGACACACAUAAGUAUUCUAGUGAUUAUACUGUGUAUUUUUGAUUUUGUGGAAUGAUAACACAAAAACUUUAUUCCACUCAUGAUUAGUGUUUGGGUGAAGCCAUUUAUUGUCAAACAACUGUGUUUACUCUUUUUAAAUCAUAAUGACAACAGAAACUACCCAAAAUGACCCUGUUCAAAGGUUUACAUACCCCUGUUCUUAAUAUGGUGUAUUGCCCCCUUUAACAUCAAUGACAGCUUGGGGUCUUUUGUAGUAGUUGUAGAUGAGGCUCUGUAUUUUCUUUGAUGGUAAAGCUACCCAUUCUUCUU